Molecule: messenger RNA, 1263 nt
Organism: Colletotrichum higginsianum IMI 349063
Lineage: Eukaryota; Fungi; Ascomycota; Sordariomycetes; Glomerellales; Glomerellaceae
Product: Pfs domain-containing protein
Exons: 3
Coding region: 1-1263 (420 amino acids)
Source: RefSeq, a predicted model, not a curated record
AUGGCCCGCGUAGGCCAUCUGGAGAGCCAAAUGUCUAUCAAACUGUCGACUCACGCGGUCCUCUUCUUGGGAACACCCCAUCAAGGCGGCCAGGGCGUAUCGAUUGCCGAGAUUGUAACCAAGCUGAUGGCUACUUUCACGUACACUAACAAAAGGCUGAUUGAGCAAAUCAAACCGAACUCGGAAUGGCUCCAGGAUUUUCAAUCAAGAUAUAAUGCCAUAAGUCAGGAAUUCAAGACCGUCUUCUUCUACGAAACCAAGCCGAUGUCGGUACCGGUACUGGGGUAUCUACUCAUAGUGCCCCGAUCCUCUGCCGUUGUGUUCGGGGCUACCAAUGCUGAGGAGGUAGCACUUGCUGCUGAUCAUUCCACAAUGGCAAAAUUCACCAGCCUCCAGGAUCGAAACUUCAGAAAAGUUGGAGACAGAAUCGUUUUGCUCUUCAGAUCUGCUGGAUUGGCUACAAGGGGAAAUUGGGCCAGAUGGGAAGUAGAAAAGACAUACCAACUGGACUCGCAUACGGUAAAAUCCACGGGCAAAACCUCGAGAGAAUUCAAUGUCGGCGUUACCAUUGCUGGUGGCUGGAACGAUCAUUUCACAGGACGUCAGAAAACCUUACUGCAUCUGGAUGACAUCCUUAGACCAGUAUCGAAUCGCAGUGCUCUCAAAAUAGUUGUCAUUUACGGACCCGGAGGUGUGGGAAAAACACAAGUGGCGCUAGAGUACGCUAAUAGACACCAAGGCGACUUUGCCUCGAUCUUCUGGAUUGAUGGAAAUCGCAAAGACACGGUCGAUACCAGCAUCAGAAAAUUUCUCGAGGACAUCACGAACCACUACCGUAGCCACGAUCUGGUCGAAAGCCCUCGCUACAAGCUUCUCAGCGACACCAUUGAGAGUUUGAACAAGAAGAGAAAUCCCGCAAAGGACUCUCCCUCAACAUCUCCUCCCCCCGAGUUGGUGGCGAAGGACGCAUUUUUUAAAUGGCUAUCCUUCGAAGAGAACCGGUCGUGGCUUCUAAUUAUUGACAACAUGGAUGACCUGGAAAGUGUCAAGUUGCGUGAUCUACUGCCGACAACCACCUGGGGCACCAUUCUCGUUACCAGUAGAAGAGCGGAUCUUGCCGUCAACUGGGAGUCGAUUCAACUACUUGAGAUGGAGCACGAUGACGCAUUUUCUCUUUUGGAAGAAUGUAGUGGGCUGACUUUGGUCCAUGAAACAGCGGGUAAGAGACCGAGAAGAAAAACAACGAGGCUUUUCAGAGUGUGA